AUGGGACCUAGCGCCAACUGGCCAGCGCCAGCACCCCCUCCCCAAGUGCCGCGAAGGUUGGCUGGCCGUUUCGAGCCCCCGUUCGGCCCCGCCGGCAAGCCACUGAGCGAACUGGGGGCUCUGCCUGACGCGCCUCGCGCGCGCCUUCGGCUCGCCCUUCUCGGCUGCCUUCCGCCCGCCAGACCGGCCAUCUCCCCCGCCGCGCCAACUGGCGCCCCCACCCCCCUCGACCUACCCGGCGGCCUCGCCCGGCCCCUCUCCCAGGGCCGCGACGCGCCACCCGCGGCCCCCUCGCCCCGGGCCUGGAGGACUAAGGACCGCCUGUAG
Messenger RNA from Penicillium robsamsonii, 327 nucleotides. RefSeq lists its product as uncharacterized. The transcript has 2 exons. Bases 1 to 327 code for a protein of 108 amino acids. The record is from RefSeq and is a predicted model, not a curated record. NCBI's taxonomy places the organism in Eukaryota, Fungi, Ascomycota, Eurotiomycetes, Eurotiales, Aspergillaceae.